Acanthosepion pharaonis is the source of this 1632-nucleotide messenger RNA. The record is from the annotation of a GenBank genome assembly. Lineage: Eukaryota; Metazoa; Mollusca; Cephalopoda; Sepiida; Sepiidae.
AUGAUAGACGUCACACUUCCUGCAUGUUUUCUUUUCUCUAUUUCUUAUUUUUUGCUUUUCUGUUUUCUUUUCUUCAUUUUUGCUUUUCUGUUUUCUUUUCUUCAUUUUUGCUUUCUGUUUUCUUUUCUUCAUUUUUGCUUUCUGUUUUCUUUUCUUCAUUUUUUGCUUUCUUUUUUCUUUUCUUCUUUUUUUUUCUUUCUUUUUUUUUGCUUUUCUUUUCUUCUUUUUUUGCUUUCUUUUCUUUCUUCUUCUUUUUUUUUGCUUUCUGUUUUCUUUUCUUCUUUUUUUGCUUUCUUUUUUCUUUUCUUCUUUUUUUGCUUGCUUUUUUCUUUUCUUCUUUUUUUGCUUUCUUUUUUUUUUUUUUUUUCUUUUUCUUUCUUUUUUUUUGCUUUCUUUUCUUUUUUUUUUUUUGCUUUCUGUUUUCUUUUCUUCUUUUUUUGCUUUCUUUUUUCUUUUCUUCUUUUUUUGCUUUCUUUUUUCUUUUCUUCUUUUUUUGCUUUCUUUUUUCUUUUCUUCUUUUUUUGCUUUCUUUUUUCUUUUCUUCUUUUUUUGCUUUCUUUUUUCUUUUCUUCUUUUUUUGCUUUCUUUUCUUCUUUUCUUCUUUUUUUGCUUUCUUUUCUUCUUUUCUUCUUUUUUUGCUUUCUUUUCUUCUUUUCUUCUUUUUUUGCUUUCUUUUCUUCUUUUCUUCUUUUUUUGCUUUCUUUUCUUCUUUUUUUGCUUUCUUUUUUCUUUUUUGCUUUCUUUUCUUCUUUUUUUGCUUUCUUUUCUUCUUUUUUUGCUUUCUUUUCUUCUUUUCUUCUUUUUUUUCUUUCUUUUCUUCUUUUUCUUCUUUUUGCUUUCUUUUUUCUUCUUUUCUUCUUUUUUUUUUCUUUUUUUUUUCUUUCUUUUUUGCUUUCUUUUUUUUUUUUUCUUUCUUUUUUUGCUUUUUCUUCUUUUUUUCUUUUUUUUCUUCUUUUUUUUGCUUUCUUUUCUUCUUUUUUUCUUUUUUUUUUCUUCUUUUUUCUUUCUUUUUUCUUUUUUUUUUGUUUUCUUUCUUUUUUUUUUUUUGCUUUCUUUUUUCUUUUUUGCUUUCUUUUUUCUUUUUUUGCUUUCUUUUUUCUUUUUUUGCUUUCUUUUUUUGCUUUCUUUUUUCUUUUUUUGCUUUCUUUUUUCUUUUUUUGCUUUCUUUUUUCUUUUUUUGCUUUCUUUUUUCUUUUCUUUUUUUUGCUUUCUUUUUUCUUUUUUUGCUUUCUUUUUUCUUUUUUUGCUUUCUUUUUUCUUUUCUUUUUUUUGCUUUCUUUUCUUUUUUGCUUUCUUUUCUUCUUUUUUUUGCUUUUUUUCUUUUCUUCUUUUUUUGCUUUCUUUUUUCUUUUCUUCUUUUUUUGCUUUCUGUUUUCUUUUCUUCUUUUUUUGCUUUCUGUUUUCUUUUCUUCUUUUUUUGCUUUCUUUUCUUUUUUGCUUUCUUUUCUUCUUUUUUUGCUUUCUUUUUUCUUUUCUUCUUUUUUUGCUUUCUUUUCUUUUUUUUUUGCUUUUCGCUUUGAUUUUUUCAUUUAUUUUUUAUUUUUUUGCUUUUCUUUUUUCUUUUUUGCUUUUCUUUUUUUCAUUUUUCUGUUUUUUUUUCUUUUUCUUUCUUCUUUUUUAUUUACUUAUUGA